AUGUGGAAGCUAUUUAAUCCCUCGAGGUCACUAAAGGUAUUCUCUGCAAAAGCUUUGAAUAAUACUUCGGCUGUUGCUUCAUCAUCGUCAUCAUCAACUACACAACCAGACAAUAAGAAACAACAACAAUCGAAUAAAGUAGUUGAUUUAAUAACACAAAAGAAGAAGUCACAGAAUGAUCAUGGCUCAUCACCAACGAUGACGAAUCGAAAGUAUUCGACAUCGGCUGCCACUGCUUCAGUGAUACAACCAUCAUCAAUCUUUCUACUACAAGCAAUCAACCAAAACAACAACAAUCACAACAAGGAUGAAUCAAGUUCAACUUUUGAUCAAACCUAUACAAACACAUCUGGCUUUUCAAAUCAAUCGUCGUCAGCUGGCGGUCAGACCUAUCAACAAAGACCUAUCAGUCGAUUCAAGAGUGAAUUUAUAUCAUCUCAAGUGAUUGGACAAGGUGGGUUUGGUAUUGUAUACAAGGCUAAACAUUUGAUCGAUGAAAUAGAGUAUGCUGUCAAGAAGUGUCGAAUCACCAAUGAAAGUAAAUCAAAGGAACUUUCUGAAUGCCGUACCAUGGCCAAGUUAAAUCACCCAAACAUUAUUCGUUACUUUGCAACAUGGAUAGAAUCAAUCACCAAACAACAACAAGAAGAACAAGAACAAGAGAACCAAGCAGUCGAUAGUAGAGAAGGAGGAUUCUACUCAAAUACAAACUCUCUAUCAUCGUAUCAUAAUAGUCAAGGUACAUGUACCAGUAGUAGUUUAAUUGGAUAUUAUGGUAAUAAUCAAUCAGAUAUUGAUUAUACUGGAACUACAAGUUUAACAUCUUUUGGUUAUUUGCAUAAUAAUAAUUAUAAUAAUAGGAAUCAUUUAUCAUCAUCUUCAUCUUCUUCAUCAUCUUCAUCUUCAUCAUCUUUUUCUUCAUUAUCAUCAUCAUCAACAUCAUCAGAAACUUUAAAAUAUUUAUAUAUUCAAAUGGAAUUGUGUAAAUUUGGAACAUUACGUAAUUGGAUGGGAGAGGUGCCAUCGAUGGACAUUCCCAUGUGUCGUGAUAUUAUCAAACAACUAUUAUCUGGUAUUGAUUAUAUCAACAAAAAAGGUUAUGUUCAUCGAGACAUUACACCUGAUAAUAUUUUCAUGUCACAAGAUUCUGAUGGAGAAGGUUGGACUGUAAAGAUUGGUGAUUUUGGCCUAUCAACAACUAUUGAUUGUAUUUCCAAUCAUCAACAACAACAACAAUCAAUACAUCCAUUGCAACAACAGCAACAAACAAUAACAAAAAUGACGGCGAUCAAGAACAAGCCUGUUGGAACCAUACUUUAUUCUAGUCCAGAACAAGAACAAGGAGGUUAUUAUGACCAAACAACAGAUGUAUACAGUGUGGCUGCCAUUUAUUAUGAAAUGUUGUCACAGUGGAAGACAACUAGCGAGAGAAUACACUCUCUUUCUGCAUUGAAAAAGACAUUGUCCAUAUCCUCAACCUUUAAGUUACUUUACCCAUCAGAAUCAAAGUUUAUUCAAACUUUGGUCCAACCCUUUAAACUCAGACCAUCUGCAUCUUCCAUCAUUAAUAAUUUUGAUGAUUUCUUCAAAGUAGAUGGUACUUUACCAUUAGAUUAUAGAUUUCAACCACAAUAG
This is a messenger RNA of Cavenderia fasciculata, 1635 nucleotides long. Its product is annotated as putative protein serine/threonine kinase. The record is from RefSeq and is a predicted model, not a curated record. Gene Ontology annotation, biological process: protein phosphorylation. Gene Ontology annotation, cellular component: cytosol. Bases 1 to 1635 code for a protein of 544 amino acids. Gene Ontology annotation, molecular function: eukaryotic translation initiation factor 2alpha kinase activity; ATP binding. Lineage: Eukaryota; Evosea; Eumycetozoa; Acytosteliales; Cavenderiaceae. The transcript has a single exon.